GUAAAUGCACAGGACUCGAUGGUUUUGUUAUGAGCGUUGCAACAGCUGGCGAUAAUGAACAUUUUGCCAGUGGUUCCACAGAUGGAAAGGUAAAACUUUGGAACAUAGAAAAUAAACAAUGCUUAAGCACUGUCGGCGAGCACUCAGACCAA
Racocetra persica is the source of this 152-nucleotide messenger RNA. The record is from the annotation of a GenBank genome assembly. Lineage: Eukaryota; Fungi; Glomeromycota; Glomeromycetes; Diversisporales; Gigasporaceae.